GGAGACGGGAGCUUGUCUGGCGGGUAUCGCUACGCACUCGGGAGCGCACAGUGCUUUGACAGGACCUAGAACUAAAGGAGGAUGAGAGCCUUUUGAUCCAAUCGGACCCUAUUCUUGUGCAAUCAAUGGCGGCUGCUAAAAAGGGUGCAAAGCCGAAAGUGGCCGGGGUUCGCUUCGCUGCAGGAUUUCCUGAAGAAGGGGCGCACAAUCACGUCCAUUUUGAUGAACAGCUGCACGACUCGGUGGUUAUGGUGUCCCAGCAGGAAGAUGGGAAUUUUUUGGUCAAGGUGGGUUUCCUGAAGAUCUUGCAUAAAUACGAGAUCUCCUUCAGCUUGCCGCCAGUGCAGAGACUGGGGAAGAGUAUAUGCGCGGUCCCUCUCCCGACCCUCAACCUGAAAGUGCUAAGCAUAACCUCGCAGGCAGAAGGACACAGCAUUAAGUGUGAGUACACGGCGCAUAAAGAGGGCGUGCUGAAGGAAGAAAUGAUACUUGCAAGCGAAACCAACGACAAAGCCUUUGUCAAGGUGGUGGUUCAAGCAAGAGUUCUGGAUCGACACCACGGGACCCCGAUGCUGCUGGAAGGUGUCCGAUGUACCGGAACCGAGCUGGAGUACGACUCUGAGCAGAGCGACUGGCAUGGAUUCGACUAGAGGCGCCAAGCUAGCGAACAGGCCGAAGGUUUCCCAUGCAACUCUGCGUCCAACAAGAAAAGCCUGACAGCCAUAAAACAGGAUGGGAAUCUCUGACGUUGAUUAGCGGGUCAUUGUCCCGCCCCCUUCGGAGAAAUGUAGGGGCCCUACAAUGGGGCACCACGAUUGGUGGCUGAUGGAGACGAGGGGGAUCAGUACCGUUUGUGCUGGACUUGGGCCUACUCAUUGUCAGCUUGCACUAAUGUAACUAAUGUCCCGUGUUCCUGUCUGUUUCGUUAUUAUAGAUCCGGCGGCGGCCAUUGGUUCCGCUCUCUCUGCGUGUAACUUGCUUGUGUGCUGCAAUGUGUGUAGGACUGGCUGCGCCUAUCGCUGCUGAGUAUCUAUUUACCCCUAUGCUUUAUUACUCUGUAUGGUACAAUGGACAGUGGUACAAUGGACUACCUGAAGAAUGGCGGGAAUAGAGGGGCGGGGCUUGUUUUAGGUACCUGUAAUACAGAUGGUUCAGAAGUGGGUUUACGUUCUCUCUUUUCUUCCAUAGCGUCUACUUCUAACACUCGGCUGCAGUUUCAGCCUUGCUAAAGCUGCCGUUGUCUGAACCCUUCCAAAAGAAUCUCGUACAUGUUAAAGGGGAACUCCACCCAAAUACGACUUUAGCUUUUUAAACAGUAAACCUAAUUCCAAGCAACUUUGCGGUAUCCAUCAGUUAAAAAAUAUGCAGCCUUUUCAUGAUUUUAAUGUAAUAAUCUGGUUUGGAACGGUUCCCUAACCCCCGCCCCCUGUUCCCCUGCUGAUCUGGCUGACUACUUUGUGACUCGAAUAAAAUGUAACAGUAGU
Xenopus tropicalis (tropical clawed frog) is the source of this 1484-nucleotide messenger RNA. It is a transcript of the gene adissp, whose product is annotated as adipose secreted signaling protein. Gene Ontology annotation, cellular component: extracellular region. The record is from RefSeq and is marked provisional. Lineage: Eukaryota; Metazoa; Chordata; Amphibia; Anura; Pipidae.